Molecule: messenger RNA, 292 nt
Organism: Hyalella azteca
Lineage: Eukaryota; Metazoa; Arthropoda; Malacostraca; Amphipoda; Hyalellidae
Product: importin-11-like
Exons: 2
Coding region: 11-292 (93 amino acids)
Biological process (GO): protein import into nucleus
Cellular component (GO): cytosol; nuclear envelope
Molecular function (GO): small GTPase binding
Source: RefSeq, a predicted model, not a curated record
CGUCGUUAAGAUGAACGGCAGCACGGACAGCAUGGCGGCUGUAGCUGCAGUUCUGCGGGAUGCUGCUUCUCAGCAGCCUGAGCUGCUCAGACCUGCCGAGCAGCAGCUGCAGCAGUGGGAGAAGCUGCCUGGCUUCUAUCUUACGCUAAUGCAGGUCUACCUUAACCAGUCCCUGGACACCAACACGCGCUGGAUGGCAGUUCUCUGCUUCAAGAACGGCGUUGACAAAUUCUGGCGCAACGUCGGCGAGCACAAAAUUUCCGAAGAUGAGAAGGUAGCAACAAAAAUAUGA